AUGCCCUACAGAAACAAGGGUAGGCCGAGUCUGAGCCAUGGCUUAGAUAAAGAGAUCUACCAGAUUGUGCGCAAAAUCGCAGACGAGCAGCAGGCUGAGAAAGGAAAACCCCGACUUACUACCUAUUCCAUAUACGAUACGAUCAAAAAAUCAAACUCGAGUUUGAAUCGAAAACCGAAGAAAUUGCUCGAAGACAGCAUUGAGCGUGUACUAGAAGUAAUUCAAAGUGAUUUAGCUGGUGACGACGAGUCGGAUUCUGUGAAUGGGGAUUUUGAAGGGCUAGAAGAUGAGAAGGUGGAUCAGGUGGUGGAAUCCAAUGGUUUGAACAGGAGCAUUGUCGGUGCCUGGUCAACAUCUGCGAAACCGUCACCUACUCCUCGAAAAGGAAACGAAUCAUCUACAGUUGAAGGCUCUACGCAAUCUACCGGGUCCAAAAGACGUCAAAAUGCAGGCGAAUCAGUUCCUAAACGAAGAAAGGCGGAUCACACUAUAGACAAAUCACCACCGACUCAUGUCAGUUUAUCGGAUCUCGGUGGCAUGGACGAAAUAUUGCAGGACCUAGGAGAUUUAAUUAUAUUGCCCAUGACACGGCCACAAAUAUUUACAUCAUCUAAGGUGCAACCUCCACGCGGUGUAUUGCUGCAUGGACCGCCAGGAUGCGGUAAGACCAUGCUUGCAAAUGCCUUUGCUGCCGACUUGGGCGUCCCUUUCAUCUCUAUAUCCGCUCCAUCUAUCGUUUCCGGUAUGUCUGGUGAAUCCGAAAAGGCUCUUCGCGAACAUUUCGACGAGGCAAAGAAGGUCGCUCCGUGCUUGAUCUUUAUCGAUGAAAUCGACGCAAUCACGCCGAAAAGAGAGAGCGCCCAGCGAGAGAUGGAGAAGCGUAUUGUGGCCCAGUUAUUGACCUGCAUGGAUGAUCUGGCAUUGGAAAAGACCGAUGGUAAACCAGUUAUUGUUUUGGCCGCUACCAAUCGACCCGAUAGUCUGGAUCCUGCAUUGCGACGAGGAGGUCGCUUCGAUAAGGAAAUCAACCUCACUGUUCCUUCGGAACCUGUACGAGAGCAGAUUCUUCGUACUUUGACUCGAAAGAUGCAGCUUGCGGAUGAUUUGGAUUUCUCAACGCUAGCUAAACGAACUGCAGGAUUUGUUGGUGCGGAUUUGAACGAUCUAGUAUCAACCGCAGGAGCUGCGGCCAUUAAACGAUAUCUUGAAUUGCUCAAAUCAAAUACCGGCGAGGAGAUGGACAUCGAAGACAUGACAGAGCAAGAGGCUACUGAAAAAGUCAAAGAGAUACGCCGUUUAAUCAAGCAUGCCAAGGAAGCGCCAAUUGGACAGGAAAGCAAUCCUGUUCUGGUAUCCAAUGCAGAUUUCUUCACAGCACUGCCCAAGAUUCAACCCUCAUCUAAACGUGAAGGCUUUGCAACCAUUCCAGACACUACAUGGGCGGAUAUCGGUGCUCUUGGUGGGAUUCGGGAUGAAUUGGUCACGGCAGUGGUUGAUCCCAUCAAGAAUCCAGAAAUAUAUGCCAAGGUCGGUAUUACAGCGCCUACAGGUGUUUUACUCUGGGGACCCCCAGGUUGCGGUAAGACCUUGCUGGCAAAGGCCGUCGCAAACGAGUCUCGCGCAAACUUUAUUAGUAUCAAGGGUCCUGAACUCUUGAAUAAAUACGUCGGUGAAUCCGAACGAGCAGUUCGUCAAGUCUUUGUCCGAGCCAGGUCUUCUAUUCCUUGCGUCAUCUUCUUCGACGAACUCGAUGCCCUGGUCCCCCGUCGAGAUGACGCGCUCUCCGAAAGCUCAGCACGAGUCGUCAACACACUCUUGACCGAACUGGAUGGGCUAGGAAGCAACCGACAAGGAAUCUACAUCAUUGCCGCCACAAAUCGACCCGACAUCAUCGACCCCGCUAUGCUUCGACCAGGCCGUCUUGAGACCUUGCUCUUCGUCAACCUACCAGGACCAAGCGAACGUGCCGAAAUCCUACAGACACUUGUCCGCAACCUACCAAUAGAGUUCAACGAUCAAAUGCGCGCAUUAGCUGAGAGUUGUGAGGGUUAUAGUGGUGCGGAUAUUGGGAGUUUGUUGCGCAGAGCUGGUUAUUCGGCGAUCAAGAGGAGGGAUAUGAUUCGAUUUGAGGACUUUGUGACUGCGAAGGAGCAUAUUAGACCUAGUGUGACGGAUAUGAGGAAGUAUGAGAGGUUGAGGAGGGAGUGGAGUAGUGGUGUUGUAUAA
Talaromyces marneffei is the source of this 2226-nucleotide messenger RNA. RefSeq lists its product as uncharacterized. Gene Ontology annotation, molecular function: RNA binding; ATP binding; preribosome binding. Gene Ontology annotation, cellular component: nucleus. NCBI's taxonomy places the organism in Eukaryota, Fungi, Ascomycota, Eurotiomycetes, Eurotiales, Trichocomaceae. Gene Ontology annotation, biological process: ribosome biogenesis. The record is from RefSeq and is a predicted model, not a curated record. The coding region runs from base 1 to 2226 and encodes 741 amino acids. The transcript has 3 exons.